Messenger RNA from Gongylonema pulchrum, 702 nucleotides. The record is from the annotation of a GenBank genome assembly. NCBI's taxonomy places the organism in Eukaryota, Metazoa, Nematoda, Chromadorea, Rhabditida, Gongylonematidae.
AUUUUUUUUGCAGGCACCUCUUAAAACAACAGCUAGAGAUUUCUGGACUAUGAUAUUACAAGAGAAUGUACGUUAUAUUUUUAUGCUGUGUAACAUCAGGGAAAAUGGUAAAAAGAAAUGUCAUGUGUACUAUCCAAGAAGUGAAGGAGAACAAGUUCAUUUUGGUGAAAUCACUAUUACAAAUAUGAGCAUCGAAGCAGGGGAACCGACGACAACAACGCAGCUGCAAGUUGAGAAAAAAGGCACAAAAUUACUUCUCUCGCAUAUUCUUUGGGGCAAAUGGCCCGAUCAGGGAGUACCACUGAGUGAAAUGGUACCGUUCGAAAUUAUGAAACUCGCUCGUAAAUCGACGGACCGUCCGUCUGUGAUACAUUGCUCAGCAGGUGUCGGGCGUUCCGGUACAGUGGUUGCUAUUGAAAUGUGUCUGCAGACACUUCUCCACCGUCAACCACUAAAUUUAAUGGAAGUGUGCAAAGAACUCAGAGGUAUGCGUGCGCACAGUGUUCAGAUGGAUAUACAGUAUGCGUACAUUGUGAAGUGUUUGCUUGCUUAUGGUUGGUGUUGCGGUCUAUUUCUUGGCAAUCCAGCUCUAAUUCAGGUUCGGUUUUACACACAUUUAACAGGUGUUCCUCCCAGCCAUCGACUUUCUUUAGGACCACAGCAUUUUAAAGCACAACGUUGUGGAGUUUUCCAUCUGUGAUU